GUCCUCUCUCCGCUGGAAGGUCGCGCAGGCGCAGAGAGGCGCGGGGAAACGAAGCCGUGUCCGAGAUCGGGGAUGGACAAGAUGUCGCGGGGUUCGGGGUUGCAACCCAGAGACCUCCCCGAGGAGGUGAUCGGCUACACACCAGAUGAGAAACUCCGGCUCCAACAGCUGCGAGAGCUCCGGCGCCGCUGGCUCAAAGAUCAGGAGCUGAGCCCCCGGGAACCGGUCCUUCCCCCGCGAAAGCUCGGCUUGGUGGAAGGUUUCUGGCAGCGCUUCCUUCAGCCCGAGAGAUUUUGGAAGAGACAGGUAUUCAAGAUCUACAAUGCUGGAAAAUUUACUAUAAUUAACCUUAUUAUUCCUCUGUGGCUUGCCCAUUAUAUUGUCAAGUACCAUGUCCAGGUUACUCCCCAUGGUAUUGUUCAAAAAAAGCCUACAAUAUAUCCAGGAGACAGGAUGGAGGAAAAAGAAGUUCCCCCACCAUCACAUGGAACUGCAACAGAAAUACCAUUUUGUGAGGACUGAGAGACCCUUUAAGACCUGUAAAAUGAAAACACUUACUUUACUGUUUCUUAUGUAAAUGAAUAUAUAAUUCAAAAUGGACAAUAAGAAAUGUAAUGAUUUUGGCUAAUGUGCGUAUAUGUGGGAGGCAGUGCUAUGCUGGGAUGGUCUCUAAGGAUAGUCACUAAUCAUGUAUAGAUACUGAAUACAACAACGAAGUAUUUUGGUUAUUGAUAGGCCUUAGAAAACAUACAACAUAGAAACAACAUUAAAAGAUAAAUAACAUGAAAUAAAAGAUGCACAUAGCAGCCAAAGAGGAUAAACUUUCUUCAUUCAGAUAAACCAUUUUGAACUCUGAAGCUACUCACAUCAGAGUUUCAGUGAGGAGACCAUCAUAAAUAUAUCCAGAACAAAUAAACAGGAGGGUUAGUGCUUACUGCUUUACUAAGCUUGGAGAAAAUUUAAUUAAGUCUAGUAAGGGCCUGUUGACUCUUGAUGGCAGAUUUGACAUUGAAAGAGUGCAUCCACUGAAAAAUGAUUGGGAUAAAAAGCAAUUAAGGUCUGGGUAUUGUACCACAGAGGAAACAUCUUCUACAAGAGAAAGUCAGUACUCUAAAGAAAUCUUAACAAAACACCAAGCCAUUUGCAGAUGGGCAAACACAAGCUGAGAUUCAACCAGAUAAGAAAAAAUUGGUCAAGAAACUCAAGGAUCGAGAUAAUUUCUGAAGGGAAAGUGACUGAUACAACAAGACGUGACAAAAAACACAAAAAAGAAUUAAGUUGGAUAAAAUUUUUACCAAUUCUUCUCAUUAUCUUUUUUUGUAAUUACAAUUGACAAUAAUGAUGGAGAGAAUGGCACCACAGAAACAAAACCUUUCAGCUAGUUGCCAAGUAACCGAUCUUUGUUUUUACGUCUGGCACAAAUGAGUUUGUUAUAACUGAACACUCAGUUUGAAUGUCCUUCUUAUUGUGAUUCCCCUUUCCUCAGCACAACAGUUUCUAUUCUUGUUUUACUAUUUAUUGUUUUUAUUGUUAACUAUUGUUAAGUUCUCCCCAUCCCUUGCAAGUCAUAUGCCAGUGGGCAAAUUUAAAUUCUAGAUUAAAAAUAAACAUUAUUAAAUUCA
Ahaetulla prasina is the source of this 1622-nucleotide messenger RNA. RefSeq names its product NADH:ubiquinone oxidoreductase subunit B6 (gene NDUFB6). Gene Ontology annotation, biological process: mitochondrial electron transport, NADH to ubiquinone; mitochondrial ATP synthesis coupled electron transport. The coding region runs from base 73 to 522 and encodes 149 amino acids. The record is from RefSeq and is a predicted model, not a curated record. Lineage: Eukaryota; Metazoa; Chordata; Lepidosauria; Squamata; Colubridae. The transcript is spliced from 4 exons.